AUGAAUGAUGAUGAUAUCUUUGAAACCAUGAUUGCCGAAGAAACAACAAAUAUUAGUUUUCAGUCAGACAUACAUUAUAGUAAGAGUUUAAAUAAAGAGCAACAAAAUGCCUAUGAUAUUAUUUUGGAUUGUGUUUUAAAUAAUAAGAAUGAAAUGUUUUUUAUUGAUGGUUCAGGAGGCACUGAAAAAACAUAUUUGUACAAGACAUUAUUUUUUGAUGUACGAUCUCGAAAUCUUAUCGCACUAGCAACGAUAUCAUCAGGUGUAGCUGCAUCUCAAUUACCGGCUGCAUUACCUAGGCUAAUAAUCUGGGAUGAAACACCAAUGGUUCAUAAAUAUGCUUUUGAAACUUUAGAUAAAAUGUUAAGAGACAUUACUAAAUAUCAAUUACCAUUUGGUGGAAAAGUCAUUGUGUGUGAAGGAGAUUUUCGACAACUAGCAUUAAUCGAAAAUAUGAAAGCUAAAUUAGAUCCUUCAUUCUGUGAAUAUUUGCUAAAGAUUGGGAAUGGAAUAGAGAAAACACAUUCAUGCCAAAUGAUUACACUUCCUGAAGAUAUUACCAUCAAUUUUGAAGAUGAAUUUAAAUAA
Messenger RNA from Olea europaea var. sylvestris, 588 nucleotides. RefSeq names its product ATP-dependent DNA helicase PIF2-like. The coding region runs from base 1 to 588 and encodes 195 amino acids. The transcript is spliced from 3 exons. Gene Ontology annotation, biological process: DNA repair; telomere maintenance. The record is from RefSeq and is a predicted model, not a curated record. Lineage: Eukaryota; Viridiplantae; Streptophyta; Magnoliopsida; Lamiales; Oleaceae. Gene Ontology annotation, molecular function: DNA helicase activity.